AUGCUCCUUUCAACUCAAUUCCACACACAUCCUUGUCGUUCGCUCGUCUAUGGUAUCUUCAAGCAUUUAACAGCUCGAAAUUUAUCUACAAAUGCGGCUGCUGAAGUAACACCCGUAGCUACAGUGCAAAAGAAAGAGGAAACAACGUGGCACACGCUGGUGGUCGGCGAGAUUGUGAACUUUUGUACGCACCCUCACGCAGAUCGUCUGAAAAUCUGCAAUGUCAACGUUGGCGACAAAAACAACUUACUGCCGAUUAUUUGCGGUGCCUCGAAUGUCCGUCAAGGCGCUUUAGUUCCCGUGGCUAAAGUCGGAACCCGAUUAGCCAUUAAGGGUCCCUCUGGUCAGCUGAAGAAUGUCAAAAUCAAAAAGUCGAAGUUGCGUGGGGAAUUCUCGCUCGGCAUGAUAUGUUCGAAGGCAGAGCUUGGAUUAGCAGACGAGAGCGAUGGGAUUCUUAUUCUCGAAUCCGAUGCUAAAGUAGCCAUUAAUUCCGACCGAAGGUCUCAAUUCCUUGUGCAACGUAGCAGCCGUCGAAGCUCCGUUUAG
Messenger RNA from Plasmopara halstedii, 546 nucleotides. Its product is annotated as phenylalanyl-trna synthetase subunit beta. The coding region runs from base 1 to 546 and encodes 181 amino acids. Gene Ontology annotation, molecular function: tRNA binding. The record is from RefSeq and is a predicted model, not a curated record. NCBI's taxonomy places the organism in Eukaryota, Oomycota, Peronosporomycetes, Peronosporales, Peronosporaceae. The transcript is spliced from 4 exons.